Conger conger (European conger) is the source of this 2827-nucleotide messenger RNA. Its product is annotated as E3 ubiquitin-protein ligase RNF13-like. Bases 208 to 1383 code for a protein of 391 amino acids. Gene Ontology annotation, biological process: protein ubiquitination; positive regulation of DNA-templated transcription; ubiquitin-dependent protein catabolic process. The transcript has 10 exons. NCBI's taxonomy places the organism in Eukaryota, Metazoa, Chordata, Actinopteri, Anguilliformes, Congridae. Gene Ontology annotation, molecular function: ubiquitin protein ligase activity. Gene Ontology annotation, cellular component: cytoplasm; nucleoplasm. The record is from RefSeq and is a predicted model, not a curated record.
GAAGUUCUCUGUGCAUGAACUGCUCCGUGCUGCCGCGGUUACUGUUGACAUUUUUCAGAAUUAAAGGGUAUUAUGGAGUUAUAGAAUAUCUUGUACCAGCCAUUCAAGUUGAAGUUAAUGGUAAUGUUUUGUUAUCAAAAGCAUCUUGUGUAAAGGAAGGAACGCACGCAUAUAUCUACUGUAAAGGUGCUGUGCUCGGAAUGAAAGAUGCUGCUGUCUCUGGGGAUGCUGAUGCUGUCCGCCACGCAGAUCCACACCAUCUUCACCGUGCAGCUCUUCGCCUUCCUCAACCUGCUGCCCGUGGAGGCCGACAUCUCCGCCUACUCGUUUGACAACAGAACGGAGAACUUCGAGGACCUGCCGGCAAGGUUUGGGUACAGGCUGCCCAGCGAGGGCCUGAAGGGCUUCCUGAUUGGUGCCAGGCCCGAAAACGGGUGUGAGCCCAUCGACCCGCCCCCUCCCCCGGAGGACAACCAGACCGAGACCUUCAUCGUUCUCAUCAAGCGCAUGGACUGCAACUUCGACGUGAAGGUCCUGAACGCCCAGAAGGCCGGGUACAAGGCUGUGAUUGUGCACAAUGUGAACUGCAAUGAUUUAAUCACCAUGGAAUCCAAUGACUUGGACAUUUUGAAACAGAUAGGCAUUCCUUCGGUGUUUGUGGGUGAGGAGACUGCGAACUCCCUGAAGGAAGAUUACACGUAUGAGAAAGGAGGACAUGUGAUCCUCAUGCCCGACUUCAGCCUGCCUCUGGAGUAUUACCUCAUCCCCUUCCUCAUCAUCGUAGGCAUCUGCAUCAUCCUCAUCGUUGUUUUCAUGAUCACCAAAUUCGUGCAGGACAGACACAAGGCCCGGAGGAGUCGCCUUCGCAAGGAUCAGCUGAAGAAGCUACCCAUUCACAAGUUCAGGAAAGGGGACAUCUACGAUGUGUGUGCCAUCUGCCUGGACGAGUAUGAGGAGGGGGACAAGCUACGGGUGCUACCCUGCUCACACGCCUACCACUGCAAGUGCGUGGACCCCUGGCUGACCAAAACCAAGAAGACGUGCCCGGUGUGCAAGCAGAAGGUGGUGCCGUCGCAGGGAGACUCCAGCUCCGACUCGGACGGGGCGGAGAGCAGCCGCGAGGAGCAGGAGGAGGCGUCGGAGAGCACCCCGCUCCUGCGCUCGCUGGCCUCCUCCAGCGCCCACUCCUUCGGGACCACCAGCGGCUCCCUGCCCCGCCACGAGCAGGACGCCGAGUCCUCCGACUACGAGGACGGCGAGAUGGACAGCAGCAGCAGCGACGACAGCGGGGCGGAGGAGGGGGGCGGGGACGCCGUCGCCGUGGAGACGGUGGUGGUGCAGCUGCAGCGGCCUCGUCCCGAGGGCCAGGCGUCCGACGCCUGACGACGGCGCCCGGCGACGGCGCCCGACGACGGCGCCCGACAACGGCACACUCUGUUAGCUACAACUUCCGUACACGUCACCGCCCGACAACGACGCACUGUUAGCCGAAACCUCCGCGCACACCGUCAACCGAACAGAUUCCCGUCACUUUUUAUGAUUAUUAUCAUUAGAUUUUUCGUUUCCCAGUUUAUAACACAACAAAGCCCCUAAUAUUGUGAAGUUUGACAACCCAGUUAGUGACAGAACAAACAAAAAGGGACACGUUUCUCUGUUUUAAAGACGGUGAUUUCAGGUGGGGACUGAUUUCAGUGGAACGCGCUUUGGAUUGCUGCUUCUGUGAUAACUCGUUUAUGUUCAGGGGGUUGGAAACACACCACUUUUGCUCUGAAAACAAGCCACUUUAGUAGCACCUUCACAAUAAAUGAUGUGCAAUUUGUACAGAUGAUGUAUAGAUGACAAUUUAAAUACCGCCAAAACGACAAAUACUUUAUUGCAGCUUACUUAUCUGUAAGUCUGUUUCAGAAGGUAGAGAAUCUUGAGACAUCCUGAAAACUGUGUAUAUACCUACUACAAAUGCAUUCAAAUAUUAUGCAGCAUUUUGUAAACUUUAGAAAUUUCUGCCUGAAGUUUUUAAAGUGAGUGUAGAUAUACAAAGUGCAAAAUAUGGUUAUUGCUAAGACUGUGCCAAUCCCUCAAUGUCCUAAUACUGUAGGGGUGAAAUGUUUCUUUUUUUUUUUUUGCUUUACUUUUGUAGGUAAAUAUUCAUGUUGAGAUCAAAUGCCGCCAAAUUGGCCUUGGAGGUGCAUCUAUGCCCAGGCAAAUCCCCUCUUUGUUUCCAGAAGGUUUCAUUUCAGUCCUUGCAGUUGUAUUUAUAGUAUUGGGGGAUGGGAUUUUCUUGGGAUUUUAUUGUGUCAUGUAGCCCUUCUUCGGUUUUACUUGCAGCUCACUAUCCGUCCUUAUGACCCGCCCACAGUACUAAGAACUCUCUGAACAGGGAGGAACCACGUACUUCCGGUCUUUACACGUGUGUAAAUGUAAUCGCCAGCUGCCACUAAACGUUCGCCGAGUGUGGCAGUUGGAAGGUUUUUUUUGGGGGGGUUUUUUCUAUAAAUGUUUUGUUGCCUUUAUUUUGAUAUAUGAAUGUAUUCAAGUAUGCACUGCUAUAGGCUCAGUUUUUAAGUUCUCAUUUAAUUUACAUGAGUCUUUUUUUUUCUCGUUAAUUAUUCAGAUUAGGCCUAUUUAAAACUAACGUAGUUGUUGUAGUGAUUUGGGGUCUUCAUUGGGAUGGGAUUAUGAUCUGUAAUAAGAGUUCCAGUAAUAGACACUCAAAAAGGUGUAAAACGUUUUCCAGAUUGCAUUGCUGGAAGUACUCAUUGUGUUACUGUUUUUUUUUGUUGUUUUUUUCUCUCAAGCAUUUGAAUCAUUAAAACACAUUUUUCUUUAA